CUGUCCAUCCAUACUGGUCGUCCUCUCGCUCUCUCUCUCUCUCUCUCUCUCUGCUCUAAAGGGUAUUUGAGCUGAGCUCGUUAAUGGCAUCUCCGAUCUUACUUUUUCUGUUCGCCAGAUAAACCAGAAAGCAGAGUUGUUAACUGGUAAAUCUGUAGUCUUAGUUUUGAGACAAUCUUGGAGUUAGUUUUGAGUCAUUUGUUCUUUAAUGGCUUCUCAGAUCUACUUCUCUAUUUGCCGGUGAAAGCAAAAGAUCGCUACCGGAGCUAAUUAUCUCGUGAUAUUUAGUUUUGUAAGCAAUCAAAGCUCUGGUAAACAAAGUGGCAAUGGCGUAUUUGUUUCCUGAAGAGGUUCUAGAGCAUGUUUUCUCUUUCAUCCAUUCCGAGAAGGACCGAAAUGCCAUUUCUCUCGUCUGCAAGUCUUGGUACGAGAUCGAAAGAUGGUGCCGGCAUCGGAUCUUCAUCGGCAACUGCUAUGCCGUUAGUCCGAGGAUUACGAUCAGACGAUUUCCUGAGCUCCGAUCUGUGUCGCUGAAAGGGAAACCUCAUUUUGCUGAUUUUAAUCUAGUGCCACCGGGAUGGGGAGGUUUUGUGUAUCCUUGGGUCGCGGCUAUGGCUCAGCCUCAGGCCUAUCCUUGGUUGGAGGAGCUGAGGCUGAAACGUAUGGUGGUCACGGACGAUACCUUGGAACUGAUUUCUCAUUCGUUUAAGAACUUUAAGGUUUUGGUUCUCUCGUCCUGUGAGGGUUUCAGUACUGAUGGACUCGCCUCCAUUGCUGCCAAUUGCAGGAACCUAAGAGAGUUAGACUUGCGGGAGAGUGAAGUGAAUGAUCUGAGUGGAAAUUGGCUUAGCCAUUUCCCAGAGUCAUGUAAUUCACUUGUUUCCCUUAACUUUGCAUGCCUUGAAGGGGAGGUGAGCUUCUCUGCGUUGGAACGUUUAGUAGGAAGGUGCACCAACCUCAGGACCCUACGGCUCAACCAAGCUGUGCCCCUUGAAAAACUUCCCAACCUCCUCCGUCGGGCUCCUCAGCUGGUUGAUCUGGGUACAGGGGUCUACUCAGCUGAGAUCCGUCCUGAUCUCUACUCAAAGCUUGCCGGUGCCUUUGCAGGCUGCAAGGAGCUUAAAAGCCUGUCUGGGUUCUGGGAAGUGCUUCCUGCUUAUCUACCAGCUAUCUACCCUGUUUGUGCUGGACUCACAUAUUUGAACUUGAGCUAUGCUACUAUCCAAAGCCCAGAAAUCAUCAAGCUUGUUAGCCAGUGUCACAAUCUGCAGCGGUUGUUGGUACUGGAUUACAUUGAAGACAGCGGUCUUUACGCUCUUGCAGCAUCUUGCAAGGACUUGCAGGAACUGAGAGUAUUUCCUUCAGCCCCAUUUAGUGCAGUACAGAAUGUCUCAUUAACAGAACAGGGCCUUGUCUCCGUUUCUGAGGGCUGUCCCAAGUUUCAUUCAGUGCUUUACUUCUGCCGCCGAAUGUCCAAUGCUGCCCUAUUUACCAUUGCUAGAAACUGCCCCAACAUGACCCGUUUCCGUCUGUGUAUCCUUGAGCCUCUGACUCCUGAUUACCUUACUCAACAACCCCUUGAUGCGGGCUUCGGUGCUAUAGUGGAACACUGCAAGGAUCUCCGGCGCCUUUCCCUCUCUGGUCUCCUCACAGAUCAAGUUUUUGAAUACAUUGGCACUCAUGGCAAGAAGCUUGAGAUGCUGUCAGUGGCCUUUGCUGGGAAUAGCGACUUAGGCCUCCAUCAUGUGCUGUCUGGGUGUAAGAGCCUCCGGAAGCUGGAGAUCCGGGACUGCCCCUUUGGUGACAAGGCUCUCUUGGCCAAUGCAUCAAAGCUGGAGACAAUGCGAUCCCUUUGGAUGUCUUCAUGCUCUAUUAGUUUUGGAGCAUGUAAGCUGUUGGGUCAGAAGAUGCGGAGGCUCAAUGUGGAGGUUAUUGAUGAGGGGGAACCACCAGAUUCUAGGCCAGAUAAUUGUUCCGUUGAAAGGCUCUAUGUUUAUCGAUCGGUUGGUGGGCCUAGAUUGGACAAGCCAAGCUUUGUUUGGACAAUGGAUCAGAACUCUGCCUUGAGGCUCUCUUAGUUAAUCCAUCCACUGAAUUGGUUGAUCCAUCAUUCUGGUGCGGGUUUGCAUCUGGGACACGGAGAGUUUCAGGUAAAGAGUUUUACUUUCUUUACUUCAUCAUGUAUUUUAGUUUGCAGAACUUGAUACGACUGCACUGGUGGUAUAUUGGGUAGUGAAGAUGAAAAAGAGUCAUUGAAGGGGUAUGUAGGACCUCAGGAGCUUAGAUGAACUUACUUUAUUACUUGUCUGGAGCAGAAGGGGGAGAAAUCUGGGGGGAGGGGCCUCAAAUUAGUGGUUAAUAAAGAGAUCAAGUACUUGUUAAAAUAUCUUUGUAAGAGAAAGUAAGCUGGUUCUCAGCCUUAGAGCAUGAACUUUGUGUAUAUGCGGAUAUUUGCAUCAAAGAUAUUGUAUCUUUUAUUUUCCAUUGGAAGGAUUUGAGUUUAACUCAGUUUAACUCAUAGCUUGAGAUGUUCUAUUCUCAGAUAAAUAAGGUCAGAUUAUGG
Messenger RNA from Telopea speciosissima, 2563 nucleotides. Its product is annotated as protein TRANSPORT INHIBITOR RESPONSE 1-like. The coding region runs from base 327 to 2078 and encodes 583 amino acids. Gene Ontology annotation, cellular component: SCF ubiquitin ligase complex. NCBI's taxonomy places the organism in Eukaryota, Viridiplantae, Streptophyta, Magnoliopsida, Proteales, Proteaceae. Gene Ontology annotation, biological process: SCF-dependent proteasomal ubiquitin-dependent protein catabolic process. The record is from RefSeq and is a predicted model, not a curated record. Gene Ontology annotation, molecular function: protein binding. The transcript is spliced from 3 exons.